AUGGAGAAAGCCGACUUUGCAGAGCCAGCAGCUCCCCCCACGGCCGACGCUUCCAGCCCGCCAACAAAACGACAGCGGAGAGCAAGCUCCCCAGGCGCAACACCUACCACCGCCACCAUCCAACCAUCACGAAAGGGCCGAGCAUGCUCCACAUGCCGCAAGCUGAAAAUAAAAUGCGACUCUGCCGACCGCGACAUGCGCAGCUGCUCGCGCUGCGUGCGCCUCGGUCUGCAAUGUAUUCGCAAGCGGCCGUGGGUAGCAGUCGGCGGCGAUGUCGGCGGAGAAGGAUGGCAGCAGCAGACAAACAUUACCAUUUUCAAAAUCGAGCGCGCCGUGGAGGAUAUGUUGGAAAAGCUUAACAUGCCCGCCCUAGACCUAUAUGCGCAAACGCCCAUUGUCGAGCCAGUGCAGUCACCGCGGUCCACGCGACAGAAUUCGCAGGAUCCGGGCUCUGGGAUCGAGAAAAGGGGCGAGCAGCGAGAUGUAUCACCAGGACCGAUGCAUAGUUUGAUUGAAGCCACUCGACUCAACGGGCUUUGUAGUCAGCUACGGAGCGUGAAGCAGCGGCGAAAGGGCGGCAUGAGACGGAUGGACACGGAUCUGAUUUCGGAAAAGGUUAUCACGUAUGAGCAGGCCGAGGAGAUGUUCGAACUAUUCAAAACACUCCUGUCGCCGCAUCUUUUCUCUGCCUCCAUCCCGCCCGAUGCCAGUUUGGAAACAGUGCGUACCUCAUCGACCGUGCUGUUUACGGCCAUUAUGCUGGUCAGUGCUCUCCAUAUCUCUGGGUACGAGAAGAUCCACGAGGCCUGUCACGGCCGUUUCCUGGGACUUGUAUCGUCUGCCAUUUUUGAUCGAUUCCACACAUUGGACGACAUCCGCGGGCUCUGCGUGGCUGCUCUCUGGCAGCCCGACCUAAGCUGGAAACUGAGUGGUCUGAGUAUCCGAAUGGCUACCGAGCUCAAUCUCCACCAUGCCUUUUACGAAGCCUUCCACACUCCGGAAAUUAGCGACGAUGUACGACGAGAGUGUCUUGAAAAGGCAAGACUGUGGUAUCUUCUUUUUGUCCUCGACCACCAGUCCAGUAUUGCGUACGGACGGCCUCCCGUUAUGGCGGAACUACGGCCCAUCAAGGAUUACGAAGUGCUUUUAAAGUCACCCUGGUGCACGGCACAAGACCGGGCUCUUAUCGCCCAGGUCACCGGCUUCGUGAUUCUGAGCAAGGCAUUCGAAACAUUUGGCCUCGAGCCCAAGCGAACAAUGGGCGGCGACGAUGCCUCCGUCAUGACGCAUUUACGGUUCACCGAAGACGUGCGCAUGUGGAAAGAACGCUGGAAAACGCCGCAGUCCUUUGAAUCGUUUGGUCUACCAUUGGGGGAAGUCGAUUUGCAUUAUCACUUUAGCAACUUAGUGCUCCACUCGCUCGUUCUACGCGGCCGGCCGUUGGAGAAUCUCCAGGAUUUGCCGACUAGCCUACGGCCGCUGACGCUGCGAGCCAUCGAGGCGUCUCAUGCGCUGCUUCGGUAUUUUAUCGAAGAACCAGGAUCUCGUGAAGGGCUUGUGGGCAUGCCACUGUACCUGCACUCGAUGAUCGCCUUUGCAGUAGUCUUUCUCAUGAAAAUGGCUCAUCGGUGGCACGUCAUUGGCAUCACCAUAGACCCCACAGAAACAACACGGCCACUGAUUGAGGGCAUCAUCAAGUUACUGCGGAGCUGCAAAGCUGGUGCAAAUCAUAUGGUGUUUAGCAUGGCCAAUGGAUUCGACCGCAUACUCAAGCAGGCUUCGCGGGCUGAUCAGAAAAAAGUGUACCAGCUGGAUACUGCUUCUGCACAGGGGAAUUCGCAGUUACAGUGGAACAACAGGGCCUUGGAAAUGGAUCGCAAUCGACCUUCUUCGUCCACUUGGAUGAUGAUGUCCCCGAAUCAGCAAACAGCCACAUCUUCAUACAUGCUAGAGAACCAGCAGCAGCAGCAGCAGCCGCCGCCACAACAGCAGGGAAUCGUUUUUGAUGCAGAUACCCCGUCGAAUUCAAACUAUACAUACCCGUUGCAGCCCAUAUCGGAUAUGUCCUCGUCGUACGAGAAUUGGGAUUUUCAAGACGAAGAGCUGUGGACUCUGGGUAUGGGCUACGACCUGCUUGCGCCUAGCGGAGAGGGGCUAGCGAAUACGGAUUUUCCUUUUUUCUUGUCGGAUCAACGGCGGUAA
Messenger RNA from Talaromyces rugulosus, 2202 nucleotides. RefSeq lists its product as uncharacterized. The record is from RefSeq and is a predicted model, not a curated record. The coding region runs from base 1 to 2202 and encodes 733 amino acids. Gene Ontology annotation, biological process: regulation of DNA-templated transcription; DNA-templated transcription. The transcript has 2 exons. Gene Ontology annotation, molecular function: transcription cis-regulatory region binding; zinc ion binding; DNA-binding transcription factor activity, RNA polymerase II-specific. Lineage: Eukaryota; Fungi; Ascomycota; Eurotiomycetes; Eurotiales; Trichocomaceae. Gene Ontology annotation, cellular component: nucleus.